CAAACCGACAAAGACUGCAGUUACACUCGCCGAAAUAGCGACACUUAUAAUCUUUUCAGCGCGUUGGUUAGAAGCAAAAACAGACUAUAAAAUAUACUUUUCCAGGAACCAAACAAGUUUUUGGGGUUUCUUUCUUCUUGUUCUUAUACUUUCCCGCUCGGACAUUUACACAAACGCCUCAUCCUCUAUACACAGAGAGAUAGAAUGAAGUACGUGCUGGUGACUGGUGGAGUUGUUAGUGGACUUGGCAAAGGAGUGACUGCAAGUAGUAUCGGUGUUGUUCUCAAAGCAUGUGGUCUUCGUGUUACCUCUAUCAAAAUAGAUCCUUACUUGAACACUGAUGCUGGUACAAUGUCCCCAUUUGAACAUGGGGAGGUUUUUGUUCUUGAUGAUGGGGGAGAGGUUGAUUUGGAUCUGGGAAACUAUGAGCGCUUCUUGGAUGUUAGACUCACUAGAGACAACAAUAUAACCACAGGAAAGAUAUAUCAGUCCGUGCUUGAGAAAGAAAGGAGGGGAGAUUAUCUCGGAAAGACUGUGCAGGUGGUUCCACACAUUACAGAUGCCAUUAAGAACUGGAUAGAGUCUGUAGCUGCUAUUCCCGUUGAUGGACAAGAGGGCCCUGCAGAUAUUUGCGUAAUAGAGCUAGGUGGAACUGUAGGUGACAUUGAAUCUAUGCCAUUCAUUGAGGCUCUACGACAGCUAUCAUUCUCUGUUGGACAAGAUAACUUCUGUCUCAUUCAUGUCAGCCUUAUACCUGUUUUGGGUGUUGUCGGUGAGCAGAAAACAAAGCCUACACAACAUAGUGUACGAGAAUUGCGGGCACUGGGGUUGACUCCUCACUUAUUAGCUUGUCGCUCAGCUCAGCCUCUGUUGGAUGCCACAAAAGUGAAACUAUCACAGUUUUGUCAUGUUGCGGUGGAUAAUAUUCUUAAUGUCCAUGAUGUCCCAAACAUCUGGCAUGUUCCUCUUUUGCUGCGGAACCAAAAUGGUCAUUUAGCCAUUCUAAAACAACUGGAUUGCCUAAGCAAUGCGAUACCACCCAACCUAGAGGAGUGGACUACAAGAGCAGAGACUUUCGACAAUCUAAAAAAUUCUGUCAGGAUAGCGCUAGUCGGGAAGUAUAUUGGCCUAACAGAUUCUUAUUUAUCUGUUGUGAAGGCCCUCUUGCAUGCCUGUAUUGCAUGUUCGUUGAAGCCAUCAAUUGACUGGAUUGCGGCUUCAGACCUCGAAGAUGCUACGGCAAAUUCUGCACCAGAGUCUCACGCUGCUGCAUGGGAGACUCUAAGAAAUGCAGCAUGUGUUUUGGUUCCUGGGGGAUUCGGGGAUCGUGGUGUGGAAGGAAUGAUAUUGGCUGCAAAUUACGCUAGAGAGAAUCACGUCCCCUAUCUUGGAAUAUGCUUGGGAAUGCAGAUCACUGUGAUCGAGUAUGCUAGAUCUGUUAUGCGUCUGGAAAGAGCCAACAGCGCAGAGUUUGACCCUGAUACACCUAAUCCUGUUAUAAUUUUUAUGCCAGAGGGCUCAAGAACACAUAUGGGAAGUACAAUGAGGCUAGGAUCACGAAGAACAUUAUUUCAGACAACUGAUUGUAUUACCUCAAAGCUAUACCAUAAUUACUCUUACGUGGAUGAGCGCCAUCGUCAUCGGUAUGAGGUCAAUCCAGAGUACACUGACAAGUUUGAGGCAGCUGACCUGAAAUUUGUGGGGAGGGAUGAAAGUGGAAAAAGAAUGGAGAUUGUAGAGCUUCCAAGUCACCCUUUUUAUGUGGGGGUGCAAUUCCAUCCCGAGUUCAAAUCAAGACCUGGACGGCCUUCUGCUUUGUUUCUAGGUCUUAUAUUGGCAGCAAGUGGACAGUUGCAAGCGUACGUUGACAAGCAGCAAAAUGGAAACUAGGACAGAAGUUGGCUUUUUUUUCAGUCAUCAUAUCAUACUUUUUCAUGUUUCAAACUCAUACGUUCUGGCUUUAGGAAAUAUCAUUAGUGCACUACAGACAACACUAAAGGCACCCAUGAAACGGGUGGAUCCAGAAAGUGGAAUUCUGAACUUUGGUAAUGUGAAGCUACUCAAGAAGGUUGUGUAAUCCUUUGCCGUGCUGCGUUAUUUUCUCCCUGCUUUAAGUUCAAAGCUUAUUUUCGUGUUUUCUUAUCUUGUGUUGAACAAAACCAAUUAAGCUUUUCUUGAUCUAGUUAUUUGAGACGAAACGGUUUAGGAAACAAAAACAAGUCACUGCUAGAAGAUGUUCACUAACUCUGAAAUGACUGAUAUCUGCUUAAAGUAAAUUAUAGUUCUCAACUUUCUCUAUC
Molecule: messenger RNA, 2300 nt
Organism: Papaver somniferum (opium poppy)
Lineage: Eukaryota; Viridiplantae; Streptophyta; Magnoliopsida; Ranunculales; Papaveraceae
Product: CTP synthase-like
Exons: 23
Coding region: 205-1890 (561 amino acids)
Biological process (GO): pyrimidine nucleobase biosynthetic process; CTP biosynthetic process
Molecular function (GO): CTP synthase activity; identical protein binding
Source: RefSeq, a predicted model, not a curated record